GCGGGGGGGCGUGGCGCGGCGGUCCCGCCCCCUCCGCGGCGGAGGCGGAGCGGCGCGAAGAUGGCGGCGGAGCCGGGCCCGGGCCCGGGCCCAGACCCAGAGCUGGAGGAGCUGCUCGACAGUGCCCUGGACGACUUCGAGAAGGCCCGGCCCGCUGCCCCCCCGCCGCCGGCCCCCGCCGGGGCGCAGCCCUCGCCCAGCGCCGCCGCCAAGGCCUCCCUCUUCGCCUCGCAGGAGAGGUUUUUCCAGGAGCUGUUUGAGGGGGAGCUGGCCUCGCAGGCGGCGGCCGAGUUCGAGCAGGCCAUGCAGGAGCUGGCCCGGGAGGAGCCGCACUUGGUGGAGCAGUUCCAGAAGCUGUCGGAGGCGGCGGGCAGAGUGGGCAGCGAUGCGGCGUCGCAGCAGGAGUUCACCUCCUGCCUGAAAGAGACGCUGAGCGGCCUGGCCAGGAACGCCACCGACCUGCAGAGCUCCUCGGCCUCGGAGGAGGAGCUGGCGAAGGCGCUGGAGGGGCUGGGGCUGGAGGAGAGCGACGGCGAGGGCAGCGUCCUGCCUGUCAUGCGGAGCAUCAUGCAGAGCCUGCUCUCCAAGGAUGUGCUGUACCCCUCGCUGAAGGAGAUCACCGAGAAGUACCCGGAGUGGCUGCAGCGGCACGGCGGGGCGCUGCCGGCCGAGCAGUACGAGCGGUACCGGGCGCAGCUCGGCGUGAUGGGCCGCAUCUGCCGGCAGCUGGAGGGCGAGCGCCCGGGCGAGGGCGAGGAGGAGCGGCGGGCGCGCUUCGAGACCCUCCUCGACCUCAUGCAGCAGCUGCAGGAUCUGGGGCACCCGCCCAAGGAGCUGGCUGGGGAGUCGCCCCCCGGCUUCAACCUGGACCUGCCGGGGGCGGCAGGUGCUGAGCAGUGCCGACUGAUGUAACGGCGAGGCCAGGGCCCCCCCGCCCCGGGGCUGCGCUGCCGAGGACGGCCCCCUCGCCUCGUUACCCGCUAAUUAAGACUCCGCCGAGGAGGAGGAGGAGGAGGACGAGGAGGAGGCGGCCGAGAGGAGCCGGAGCCGCGGCCGCCCAGGAGCUGGAUGCGGCAGCAGCGGCGCUGCCGUCCGGCGCUGGAGCGGGGGGCUGGUGUGAGGGGGGGGCGGCGCAGGACCCCCCCCCCCGGCCCUGGGGACGUGCGUGUCCCCACCGUGUCCCUAAUAAAGAUGUUGGCAACUGCA
Molecule: messenger RNA, 1206 nt
Organism: Tyto alba (common barn owl)
Lineage: Eukaryota; Metazoa; Chordata; Aves; Strigiformes; Tytonidae
Product: peroxisomal biogenesis factor 19-like
Exons: 8
Coding region: 61-912 (283 amino acids)
Biological process (GO): protein import into peroxisome membrane
Cellular component (GO): peroxisomal membrane; peroxisome
Source: RefSeq, a predicted model, not a curated record